This is a messenger RNA of Blastocystis hominis, 800 nucleotides long. RefSeq lists its product as hypothetical. The record is from RefSeq and is a predicted model, not a curated record. Lineage: Eukaryota; Bigyra; Opalinata; Blastocystidae. The transcript has 6 exons. The coding region runs from base 11 to 766 and encodes 251 amino acids.
AAAAAGUAUUAUGAUUCCGAAUGAUGUAAACUAUGGGAGCGGGAAUUAUUACGUUCCCUAUUCUAACAUUCCAAACACGGUUAAUCAGCCUUAUGUCGAACUUCAUAAUUACGCUACAAGCCAACCAAGAACCUACGAGGGACAACAAGCUCAAUCAAAUUUUACGAAUACAGCAAAUCAGUUUGUCCCGGAACCUAACUAUGUGAAUGUUCCUAGCCAAAAUCCGAACCCUCUGUCUCAAUCUGGCGUUUCUUCAGGGACUCAACCAACAAAGUCCAUUCCGGUGAAUAGUCAGAUUCCUUUUGCUCAGCCUGUUGGAAACCAGAUGCCCACUGCUGCUCCCUAUUCGAACGGAGCGACUUACUCUUACAUUCCCUCAAACAAUUAUGUAGACGUUACUUACAACGGAUUUGACUCCUCUCGGUCAAAUAGAGUGUACCUUAUGCGACAGCCAAAGCUUAGUGCAGCCCCUACGAGAGUUGUUUGUCCAUUUUGUCACGAGUAUAUCUUAACUCGUACCACGGGUGGUUCCUUAUGGUGGGGAAUAGUUCCUUUCUUUUGCUUCUUCUUUGUUGCCAUGAUACUAAUACCUUUGGUUAUGAGCCAUACGGAAAGUGAUCUUCUGUUUUCUCUGUUCCCUGUCAUUUUCUUUGGCCUUUUCUUUUUCAUGGCUGGAUUUAUUGUUUGGAAGAGCUUCAAAACAAAACAUUACUGCCCGAAGUGCCAGAAUUUUAUUGGAAAGCCUGGAGAUGUGAUCCCAAUGUGAUUCCCUUCUGAAAUGUCACACCUUCUAAAGUGUU